AAUUAUUUUUUAUCUUGUAUUUUGUAAUAUUAUUAUAUAGCUGAGCUUAAUUAUUUUAUUCGCCGCAUAGAGUCAGGUGGAAAGCUGUUAUGUACUAGAGUAUUAGUGGGGUGUCCAAUAGUAGUAAUGUGUAAUAUAUAUUUUUUAUUACUACUUCGCGGCGUUUAAAGACACUAGUGUAAGUGCAAGUGUUUAUCUCUUGACAAGGCGCGUACUCUCAUUUACUUCGAAUACUCCGAGUGGUAAACACUGAUUUAAUUGAUGUUUUUUUUUUAAUUAUUUUAUUUAAAUAACAAUGAAAUAUAUUGUCGCACUUGAUGUCGGCACUACGACUAUUAGGUGUCAUAUUUUAGAUAAUAAAGCUGUUACAAUUGCUUCUGCUGCUGAAAAGGUCGAGUUACUUUAUCCAAAAGCCGCGUACGUUGAAAUAAAUCCGGAUCAGCUCUGGGAGUCAAUUAUUAAAGUUUUAAAAGAUGCUGUUGAUGCGAGUAAAAUAGACGUGAAAUUAAUAGCGUGUCUUGGAAUAUCAACCCAACGUAGCAGUUUUAUCUCGUGGAACUUUGAAACGGGGAAAAAUUACCACAGAAUAAUAACAUGGAAGGACUUGAGAGCAGACUCAAUGGUACGUGAAUGGAAUUCAUCAUUAACAAUGAAGAGUUUAAGAAUGGGUGCUCAUAUUCUCUAUACAUUGUCACGCAAUAAAAGAUUUCUCGCUGGCAGCGUAUUAAAAUUGAUGAAUACUCAGACGACCUUGCGCUUGAUGUGGGUCUUGCAAAAUAUUCCUGGACUAAGAGAAGCUGCUCAGAGUGGAAAAGCUGUUUUUGGAGGCGUUGAUUGCUGGCUUCUUUAUAAAUUAACUGGCAAACACAUAACCGAUGUAUCAAACGCCUCAGCAACGGGACUGUACGACCCAUUUACGAUGAGCUGGGCGCAAUGGGCGAUGAAUUUAUUUAAAAUACCCUCGACGAUGUUCCCAAAAGUCGUUGACAAUGCAGGAGAUUUCGGUACUAUUCCAAAAGAUAUUUUAGGUGUAUCAAUACCUAUUCGAUGUUGUAUGGCUGACCAAGCGGCUUCGUUAUUCGGGUCAACUUGUUUCGAGCCAGGUGAUCUUAAAGUAACUAUGGGAACCGGUAGUUUUUUAAAUGUCAAUACCGGCAAAGAGCCUCACGCGUCAGUUGCUGGGCUGUAUCCUCUGGUGGCCUGGAAAAUAAAUUCUGAGAUUGUUUAUAUGGCUGAGGGGGCUUCCAGUGAUACUGGAACUGUUAUCGAAUGGAUUAAAUCGAUAGGCAUUAUUAAGGAUCCAAGUGAAAUGUCUGAGUUGGCAAAUUCUAUUGAAGGUUCUGAUAUUUAUUUUGUACCUGCAUUUAGUGGAUUACAAGCACCAAUAAAUGACCAAGCAGCGGCUACAGGGCUAAUUGGGCUAAAACCAACUUCAGGACGUGCUCAUAUUGUACGAUCAGUACUGGAAGGCUUAGUAUUUCGUAUUCUACUUUUGUACGAUUCAUUAUGCACAGAAACUAGUCGUAACUACAAUAGCAUUAGGGUAGAUGGAGGAGUAUCCCAGAGUGAUUUUAUAUUACAAUUAUUGGCUGACCUCACUGGUUUGCCUGUCGAGCGGGCGAUGAGUCCCGAAAUGUCUAUACUCGGCGUUGCUUUUCUUUCCGGUCUUCAGUGUGGUAUUUGGGAGACUCGCGAAGAAGUGUGUAAAUUAAGACAAGUUGAUAGGGUUUUUCAGCCAGAUAUAAAACGAGGCAAGAAUUAUUUAUCAGUAGUUCAUCAAUGGAAACUUGCUGUACAGCGAUUCAAAAAUUGUGCCUUAAAGCAAUAAGAUUGACUCAAAGCUAGAAUAAGAUUUAAAGCGAAGAAAUAAAUUAUUAAAAAAUAA
Messenger RNA from Cotesia glomerata, 1885 nucleotides. RefSeq names its product putative glycerol kinase 5. Lineage: Eukaryota; Metazoa; Arthropoda; Insecta; Hymenoptera; Braconidae. The coding region runs from base 296 to 1828 and encodes 510 amino acids. Gene Ontology annotation, cellular component: mitochondrion. Gene Ontology annotation, molecular function: glycerol kinase activity. The record is from RefSeq and is a predicted model, not a curated record. The transcript is spliced from 12 exons. Gene Ontology annotation, biological process: glycerol-3-phosphate biosynthetic process; triglyceride metabolic process; glycerol metabolic process.